Molecule: messenger RNA, 2502 nt
Organism: Entrophospora sp. SA101
Lineage: Eukaryota; Fungi; Glomeromycota; Glomeromycetes; Entrophosporales; Entrophosporaceae
Source: the annotation of a GenBank genome assembly
AUGCUGUCUCGAGAAGUUGAUGGCAGUGAUAAUAAUUUAAACCAAUAUUCGAAAUUUGGUACUUCAAUUCAACCUUUUCAAAGGAAUUUCCCUCCUCAACCUUUUUACGGACCAGAUGGAAGUUCAAUGAUCAAAUGUCCAUCCGAUAUUGUUUUCACUGAUCCAACUAAACCAAUUCCAAACUGCACUGAUCCACUUCCAAUUGACAAUUUCCCAAUGCCAAGGUGCAUUUCAAAUAUAAUAAAUAAUUAUCGCACAGAAAAAUUUAAUAUUGGACAGAGAUUAGGUUAUCAAUCUAAAAGACAUACUAGCAAUAUGGCAACCUUUUUUUCUUAUUUCAUUUCAUCAGAUAUAAUUCAGUCGAAUACGUCUAUAGCAUCAAUUCCUAUCUACAUACCAUCCGACGACUCAAUCUACAAUCCACCAACAGGUCAACUUAAUAAUACCCAAAAAAAAUUCCUUGGAUUUAAUAGAACAGAACCAGUUGACAACUUAAGAAAUGGACUGAACCAUGUCACGCCGUUCCUUGAUUUGAAUCAAUUGUAUGGACUUAGCAAAGAGGAGUCUACUCAAUUACGUGAUAUUGGUAAUCGAGGAAAGUUAAAGAUUGAUAAGAAUAAUCAAUUCUAUCCGAUGAAAGAUCCAACUACCGGUGAUUACAUCUUGGGACAAUUUUCUAAUCAAACAAAUUAUAUUUUCACAUUGGCAAUCCAUGUUAUUUGGUUACGUGAACAUAAUAGAUUGUGUGAUCAAUUAUACAUAAAAUAUGGUGACUCGUGGACUGAUGAUCAAUAUUUUGAAGAAGCUGUAAUAGUAGAAGAAGAGUAUUUUGGUACUAUCCUUGGUAGAUCACUGCCACAAUAUGAACGAUAUGACGAGAGUUUAGUGCCAGGAAUUGACGUUUUCUUCGAAACGAUAACAUUCAAACAUAGCCACAGUGAACUUGGCAAUAAGUAUCGUUUACAAGAUGAAUAUGGUGACAUAAUUGAAGAUUUAACAUUGGAUGACAUUUUGACAGUUGGAUUGUUGGAAAAAUUUGGAAUAGAAAAGAUUUUGAGAUCAAUGUCCCUACAAGUUCAAGAAGAUUCAGAUAUUUAUUAUUCUGAUGCUGUCAGAAAUUAUAAAACUAUUGAGCAACUUAGUUAUGAUAUGGCAGCUUCCAGUGUUUUAAGAGCCAGAGACAGAGGAAUUGCUUUAUAUAAUGAUGUUCGCCAGGCAUAUGGUUUAAAAAAGAAAGAUUCAUGGGCAGAUAUAACUUCAGUUAAAGCAUUGCAAGAUUAUCUAAAACAAUUGUAUCCUAAUGGACCUAAUCAAUUGGAAGCUUUUGUUGGAGCAAUGGUUGAAGAUCAUUUGGACGGAUCAAAUUUUGGUGAAUUGUUGGACACUAGUAUGGUCACCCAGUUUGUGCAUAUUAGAAAUUCAGAUAGAUUUUGGUAUGAGAAUAGUAUCAUGUUUACAGAUGAUGAAAGGGAAAUCCUUAGACACACAACAUUUAGAGAUAUUAUUGUACGUAACCUGCCAGAAGAUUAUCAAUCAUUUAUCCCACAAAAUAUUUGGAUGGUUCAACCAGUGGCAUCCACCGAACCUUUAUCACCUGAUUAUGAAUAUCCAAAUGAUAUUUCUAUGUGGCCACUAUAUAAUGUCAAGUAUAGCAUCGAUGAUUAUUCUAUUUCUUUCAAAGUUACUUUACAAACUAGUGAUGGUAAAGGAUGGUUUGGAAUGGGAUUUGAUCCUGAUGAUGAUGGAAUGAAUGGGGCAGAUUUUGUUAUUGGAACUAUAGGAGAGAAUAAUACUUUUGACUUAUACAAUUAUCAUUCAGCUGGUUAUCAUAAACCUGUUCUUGCCGAUGAUUCAGAUUUAACAAUAAUUAGUAAUCCACCUCUUAAAGAUAAUUUGGCAACUAUUGAAUUCUCAAGACCGUUAUUGCCUAAUGGAAAAAAAGGAAUUAAGAAAGGACUUGUUAAAUAUAUCAUGGCUUAUAAUCCUGGAAGUUCGCAGUUUUCUUAUCAUGCGAAUAAUCGUAUAAUGAUUACGAUCGAUUUUUAUCAAAAAAAAUUAGAAUUAGAAGAAAUAUCAUUAACUCAACAAAGAGCAAAACUUUUCCAUGGAAUUGCAAUGGGUUUAGCCUGGGGUGUAGUGUUUCCAAUAUCAAUUUUUAUAGUUAGAUUUUUUAAACAUACAAAUCACUAUGUCAAGGUCCAUCGAUUUCUUCAGAUAGCAGGUGGAAUAAGUGUUGGAACUUUUGGAGCAGCAGUAAUAUCAGUGUCUAUGGCAGAUAAUCCUCAUACACUAGUAGGAUUGACGCUUUAUUUCUUAGUAUUUCUACAACUAGCAAUUGGAAUAACUUCAAUAUGGAGCCAAGCAUAUUUAGUAUCAGUAAAUAUAGGUUAUUUUAGGUUGUUUAAAAGAAGUCAUAAAUAUUUAGGGGCAUCCUUAUUAAUUAUUGCAUGGUUUAAUAUUUAUCUUGGCAUGGAUACCUAUGGUUUAUUAUAUGGAGAGUAA